UCUGAUGUCAUACUUCCGCUUCAUCCAGGAAGCUAACGGAGUCGAUGGUAGUAGCUCUUGUCCAGAAUCUAGUCUGCAGUCAACCUUAGAAAGCUGCGAUGGAAGAAGCCCAAGUUUACGCCAAAGUUCCUCCAGAUCUAGUGAGGCAUCUAGGUGUUGAGCCUCACAACAUCCCUAAAGCUGCAAAGUUUACUGAAGCCCAUCUGAAGCAGUGCACUCAGCAGCCAAGCCGGCUGGAUGUGAAGAGCAUGCUGACUCAUAAGGCUGUGCUGCUAGGCUACAGUCAGCCCAAGAGAGACACAACCAGAAACAGGAAGAAAGCCAAAGGACUCAACGCGCGACAGAAGAGAAUGAUGAAGGUAUUCCACAUCAAGCCUGAUCACCAGAGGUAUGAGCUUUUCCUGCCGCUACACCAGCUAUGGAGACAAUAUGUUCUGGACCUGUGUGGUGGACUCAAACCGACAGCGAAUCCACAGAUUGUGCAGCAAAAGCUUUUGAAGGCAGACUUGCAUGGAGCCAUCAUCACAGUGGUGCGCUCUAAAUGUCCGUCCUAUGUGGGAACUACAGGGAUUCUCAUGCAAGAAUUCAAACAUGUGUUCAAAAUCAUCACCAAAGAAGACCAGGUCAAAGUGAUCCCAAAGAGGAACAGUGUGUUUUCUGUAGAGAUGGACAGCUUUGUCUCACACAUCUAUGGAAACAAAAUGGAGUUCCGAGCCAGCGAACGUUCUGCCAAGAAGUUCAAAGUGAAAGGAACUAUAGACCUCUAAUGGCACCCAGCUCUGUCAUUCCUCCUUCCCCCUACUGGAUGAUAAAGGAACUGCACACAUGCCAAGCAUGCAACAGGGCAUAUACUCUAGUCUAUACAAACAGCUUGUGCAGAACUCUGUUCAAUUAAGCCCGUCGUUCAGGCUUCUACAGUUUUGAAUCAUCCAGAAUUUGAUCCUUUUUACUUUUAGAUGCAUUUGGAAAAAUAAAAAGCAAGAUUCUAAAAAUGUAAGCUUUUCUAAAGGAUAAUAAUCUGAAUUUCUGACAAAUGAAUCAGGUAUAUUUGUAUAGUACAUUUCAGCAGCAAGGCAGUUGAAAGUGCUUUAUAUCAUAAAAAUACAAAGUCACUGAGCACACAGUCAACAAUUGAAACAUAGCAUUUUGUCUAGCUUCAUUCAUUGUUUUAUAUGCAGCAGAUUCAUUUUCCACAGUGCAACUCAUUUUUAUGUUGUUUUUUUAAAUCAGUAAUAUAUUACCCAAAUAUAUGGAAAAUAAAAAAGCUCAAUUUCACAGCA
Poecilia latipinna (sailfin molly) is the source of this 1280-nucleotide messenger RNA. RefSeq names its product POP4 homolog, ribonuclease P/MRP subunit (gene pop4). Gene Ontology annotation, molecular function: ribonuclease P RNA binding. Gene Ontology annotation, biological process: rRNA processing; tRNA 5'-leader removal. NCBI's taxonomy places the organism in Eukaryota, Metazoa, Chordata, Actinopteri, Cyprinodontiformes, Poeciliidae. Bases 99 to 767 code for a protein of 222 amino acids. The record is from RefSeq and is a predicted model, not a curated record. Gene Ontology annotation, cellular component: ribonuclease MRP complex; ribonuclease P complex. The transcript has 7 exons.